UAUGUCAAAAAAUAAAUUGCAUUUCGCUAAGUCGCAAACUUCACAUAUUAUUUUCAUUUGAUUAUGUUUAACAUAUUACGAAAUUAAAACAUAUUGUCACAUAAUUUUUAGACUGCUGCAUUGUAAACGCGGGUAGCAGAGUACAUGAAGUGUUGUCCAAAUGAUGUCAUUAAAGCCUAGGAAUGUUGACUUUCAAGAGACUUGGGCCACACUCAAGGAAACGGUGGCAGGAGUUGUAGGUCUCCGGGCUGUGGAGCGAGCUGUGUGGAAUACACGCUUUUCUGAUGUCUACGCUCUGUGUGUGGCCCAUCCCGAGCCUCUGGCUGACAAACUCUACGAUGAAACAAGGAAGUUUUUGGAAGAACAUGUGGAUGGUUUGCUCCAGCGGGUGAAAGGAAACUGUCAGUUGGAGAGCAGCGACUAUAAUGAUGGACUCCUUAACAGGUACGUGUCCGCCUGGCGCGAGUACAGCCAGGGGGUGGGCUACCUCAACUCUCUGUACUCAUACCUCAACCUGCAGCACGUCAAGAGGCAGAAGGUUUCUGAUGCUGAGAUAAUAUACGGUUCCUCAGCGACGGUCAGCUGUCCCGAGCACGACUCGCGACAACUGGAGGUCGGUGAGCUGGGUCUGGUGACCUGGGAGCGCGUUCUCGUCCAGCCCCUGUCGGGAGCGCUGUCCGCUCGCAUCGUGUCAGCGCUGGAAGCCGCUCGAGACACCAACAGCACCUCGCACGACUCACACGACGUGCUGCGAGCCGCCAUACACAGCACCGUACAUGUACAGUCUUUUCGAGUCCGCGCUCCUCUGUCUCUGUACGAGCGCUUGGUGCUGGAGCCCUUCCUGGCGGCGGCGGGGGCGCAGCACUCGCGGAGGGCGGCGAGGCUGCUGCAAGAUGGCGACGUGUCGCACUUCCUGCAGCACGCCCUGGCUGGGCUGGAGCGGGAACUGAAUCUGGCGAGGAGGUUCCUUCACACGACUUCACUAGAACCGGUCAGGGGUUGCUACGAACGGGCGUGCGUUCAGGCGCAUUUGGGAGCCCUGCAUGCUGAUGUGGAGCGACUGCUCAGAGAGGCCGCCGAUGGAGACUCCGAGGCCAGGAGGCUGGAUCUGAGGAGGAUGUACGCCUUGCUGCGGCCACUGGGGGCGAACGCUCUGAGGCCGUUGGUGGACGCGGCGCACCAGCAAGUGGUGAAGGAUGGGAUGGCGCUGCUGGACGAAGAGCAUCCCAAGGACGAGGCUCACUCCCACUUCGUGUCAGCGAUGCUCUCCCUCCACAGCAAGUACAACGCGCUGUUCGCGGACGUGUUCCAGGGCGCGCAGCCCUUCGUGGGGGCGCUGGACAAGGCGUGUUCAGCGGUGGUGAACCGCCGCGCGCCCGGCGAGUCCUGCGCCCGCGCGCCCGAGCUGGUCUCCCGCUACUGCGACGCUCUCCUCCGCCGCCGCGCCGCCGAGGACGCCGACGACCGCCUCGCCGCCGCCAUAGUGGUCUUCAAGUACGUCGACGACAAAGACGUGUUCCAGAAACACUACGCGCGGGCGCUCGCCAGGAGACUCAUACACCAGCUGUCCGCCAGCAUGGAACAGGAGGAGGCGAUGAUAAACCGUCUGAAGGCGGCCUGCGGGUACGAGUUCACUAACAAGCUACACCGGAUGUUCACCGACGUGGCCGUGUCCGCUGACCUGAACGCCAAGUUCCAGCAACACUUACGGGACCACGACCUGUCCCCGGGAGCUGGGUUCUUCAUCCAGGUGUUGCAGGCGGGCGCUUGGCCGCUCGGUGGAGCCAUGGCGCCGCUCGCACCCCCAGCCCAGCUGGAACGCCCGGCGCGUUUAUUCGAAGCCUUCUACAGGUCCUCCUUCAGUGGCCGCCGUCUAGCCUGGCUUCACCACCUCUGCACAGGUGAACUGCGAGCUCGUCACGCCAGUAGACUCUACCAUUUGAGCGCCACGACUCCUCAAUGCGCGCUGCUGCUGAUGUUCGAGUCGGUGGAUGUUGUUUCGUCGCGAGAGGCGAGAGACGCCCUCCAGCUGUCGGGGGAGAGCUGGACGCGGCAUCUGCGACCGCUGCUGGACGCGGGCCUGCUGAUCGCCAGGUCCAACGACGAGGACGGCGACCUGGAGCUAAACCUCAACUUCUCCUGCAAGAGGACACGCAUCAGACUCACCUGCGCCGCGGCGCCCACUAGCCAAGGUGGUAACCCUGGCUCAGCUACAGGCACCACCGAGCCCACCCACUGCGACGACGACAGGAAAAUGUACCUGCAAGCGGCGCUCGUGCGGAUCAUGAAACAGAGAAAGGUCCUCCGUCACACAGAACUGAUCCAAGAGGUGGUAUCUCAGGCUAGAGGGUCCUUCGCCCCGUCAGUGGCCAUGAUAAAGAAGUGCAUCGAGGCCCUGAUAGACAAACAGUACCUGGAGAGAGCCCCGGGCACACUAGACACAUACUCAUACCUAGCUUAGGCGACUCCAUGUACCCAAACCUCAGAGAACCCUCACAAGUCACACACAGUACAUGAUAAAUAUGUGUUUGGGUACAGCCGAAGUUAGAUUACACUUUCCAUUACUAAACUGCAUGUCACUGUCGAUACAUCAAAUCUGUUCCCGCGAACCACAACAUUCUGUUUGAGGAAUUUCAAAAGAUUUAAACGAAUAUAUGAAUGCCAGUGUCCGGCUUGUUGCUUGACCGAUCUAAGAUGCUACAUCUCAUGUGUAGUGUGAGUAAGACAUGCCACAGAUUAUAUUAUAUACUAUAUAACACAGCAACUGUAUGUUCUACAAACGGAAAUUUAAAAAUCUUGUUUGUCAAGCAAAAUCUGUUACCGAACGGUCAUUUUGAUGAACUAAAGUUUCUCACUGUCAAAUAUAUAACAACAUGAUAGAAGUCUUUUCGCUGUUUCGGACGCUGGUUAAGAAUCAAUGUAAAGGUUAAUAAAUUUUAAACUUGGAAUAAUUUUUUCCAUUGAAUUACAUAAAACCAUGCUACAGAUCGAUAAAGAAGAGUAAAUAAAUAACUCAGGUACACUCACACAACCUGUAGAAUAAAUAAGAGUAUUAAAAAAAAACACGACGGAGCGCUUUAGAGCGCUUUCACACUGCACUCGUCUAACAGUACACACGAACGGUCCGACAGAUAUUAAAAAAAUUGUCAUUUAUAAUAUUAAAAAUCACAUAAAAGUAUUAACUUACGGAAAGCAAUAUGUAUGAAUAGUCAAUUUACGAGAAAUGCAUAUUUUUUGAUGGCAAUUCAUGUUAAUGGUUUGAAUUUAAGAAAUAUUAAAUACGGCUUGUUAUACACUCGCAUCCUUCCUACGCUUUAAACUGUUUGACUUCUAUACGAACCAAACACGACAACAGACGGACAAACGCACCCGGAUAGCUUAUAUAUGUACAGCGUUCGUCUCAUUCAAACCUACGACGGGAUUUGACUAACAAAACAUUUUAUUUGUCGCAAAGAAUUAGUUAUUUAUAAUAAAAUUAAGGAGAGUUUUUUAAUUAUACAACCGGGGUUUAUUUGUGUAAUGGCGUGCGAAGUGCUUUAAUGUAAAACGCAACAUUUUAUGAGUUCUUCGCACGAGACGUUUCCCAAUGCAAUUAAGUUUAGCGCCGUUGACAGCUGUCACAUUGGUCUUUUCGUCUUGGCUCUGAAACGUCAACGUCAAUGUCAACGUCAAACUGUCAACGUCAAGCUGUCAACGCGUCUGUCAGGUUGAAGCGAAGCCGUUUCCUGGGUCUACACGAAAGUGAUAACAGAAUGAUGAAGUUACUGUUUCGCCCCCCGUCGGCGUCGUCACUUCUGUUGGAUCUCAGCCUCGUACAAUAUAAGUUUUAUUAUAGGAUGUUGUAAUAAAUAAAAUUUUUAAAUGGAAAAAAACUA
Danaus plexippus (monarch butterfly) is the source of this 3875-nucleotide messenger RNA. It is a transcript of the gene Cul2, whose product is annotated as cullin-2. The coding region runs from base 161 to 2461 and encodes 766 amino acids. The transcript has 13 exons. Lineage: Eukaryota; Metazoa; Arthropoda; Insecta; Lepidoptera; Nymphalidae. The record is from RefSeq and is a predicted model, not a curated record. Gene Ontology annotation, molecular function: ubiquitin protein ligase binding. Gene Ontology annotation, cellular component: SCF ubiquitin ligase complex; Cul2-RING ubiquitin ligase complex. Gene Ontology annotation, biological process: SCF-dependent proteasomal ubiquitin-dependent protein catabolic process; protein ubiquitination.